AUGCUGUCAGAUUCAGAAGACUCAUCAUUAGACCCAAACGAAUAUACGUUAGAAGAUUAUUAUAAAUUGGUGAAACCCUUAUGGGCAUCUAAAAACAUUAAUAAUGCCAACUAUCUUAAUGAUCAUAAGUUAUUAAGAACAUUAGUUGAUUUCAGUCUAUCUCAUUCAUUAUUACUUAAGAAUUUACAAAAGCGAGAAUUAGAAAUUGGAGAUUUAAUACCUUAUAAGAUUAAUUAUGUUGAUAGUUUAGCAGUUAAGAUUGGACAAGAAGAAUAUACUGGAUGUUUUAGACAUCAAUAUGUUGAAUUCUGUCCUCAUUUGGCAAUAGCUGCUUAUUUAUUUAGUAGAUUCCACAUACCUGAUGAAUAUGGAUCAUUUGAAUUUAUAUUUAAUUGUGAAUCUAAAAAGAUUAAUUUACAAGAUGUUAAAUUAUUAAAAGGUAAUAAUAAAUUAUCAGCUAUAAGUUAUAGUCAACAACAUAAAUCUUCAAUAAGUGCUUUAAAUAUAAGUGGAUUGAAUUAUAAAGAUGUUAAUUUAACUAAGUUAUUAUCAACACAAAAUUUUGAUUUAUCAAAUGAAAAGUUAUCACUGAAGAAGAUUGAUAAUUUAAAUCAUGGAUUAAUGUUACAAUUAUCAGGAUUUGAUUCUUUUCAAAAUUAUAAUAUAAUUAGAAAUUCUGUGGAACCUCCUCAAGAAUUAUUGGAUAUGAUAUUCCCAUUUGUAAACCAGAUUGAUGCUAAUACUUAUGGUGAAGAUAUGUUACGAGUUAAAGAAUUAUUAAUAAUGUUGAGAAGAAGUCUAUGUCAAGAUAUGAUUAUAAUCAAAACCAAAUAUCCUACGAAUCCUUUAUCAAGAUCAGAUAUCUUUAAUUCACCUCAAUUUGAACAAUUUAAGAAACUGGUUGAAGAAUCUUCAAGUACAUUUUCAGAAAUAAUGCAAACUUCAUGCUUUGCUCCUGAUGAUGAAGAUGAAGAUAUGGAUCAAGAUCAAGGUGAAGAUUGGCCAAUGUUGACUGAUCCAGAUUCAAAAGUUGAUUUACAACGAGUAUUGGAAUUCCAUUCAUUGAAAUUAAAAUCUUUAAAUCAACAAAUUAAUAAUUAUUGUCAAGAACAAUCUAAUAUGUAUAAUUUAUUAUCAAACUUCAUUGAAACUCAAAAUGAUGUAUUCCAAAAACAAAGUGAAUAUAUGAAUAAGAUUCAAAAUUCAAUAAAUGGAUUAUUCAUAUUAUUAAGUAGUCGAAAUAAGAAUUCAAUCCCCUUACUUCAACAAUCAUUAGCCGAGACUUCAAAUUAUAUAAAUAAUUUCGAAUCGGCAAAUAUAAAACUAGGAUUAAACACAACCAUAGACCUUCUUUCAAAAUUAAACUCCCAACAAUAUCAACAACAACAACCACUCCAACAUCAUCACCAACCACUAGCUCCACAACCACAACCACAACUCCAACCAUCAUCUGUCCAAUAUCCUCUACAAGCCUCACCCCAACAAAUAUCAAUCACCAACAAUCACCAAAUCUACAACGUCCUCCCCCAUUCCAAAUCCCCCAAAACAAACUCAACAACCCUGUUAUCACCCACCCCCGUCAACCCUGGAAUAUUCGGAACAGCAAUCCAACCCCAACAAUCAGUACCACAUCCCCACCUUGGUCCUCCGGUACCAUUAUCCCCUCGGCAACUCGAACGCCAACGAGUCCUUAAUCGUCGCUUAUCAAGACAAGCCACAACCCUAUAUGAAAUGUGGGAUGAUUUUAAAGGCUUAGAAAAAGAAUUAAAUGAUCAUGAAAUUACCAUAACUGAAUGGUUGAAAGUUCAUGGCAGUUCCGAACGACAAUUUAGACAUACUAGAUUAAAGAUUAUUAAAUUUAUUGAAGAAGAGGCUGUAAGGAGAGGAUGUCAUGUUGAGAUUGUCAAAGAGAAGUUGCAUGAGAAGAUGAGAAAUAGAUUAAGGCCUUGGACUUUGGAUGAGGUGCAGAGGAUGUUGACUAGUGGGAAGAGAAUCAAUCUUGAUGAUCCAAGAUAA
Molecule: messenger RNA, 2016 nt
Organism: Hemisphaericaspora subhashii
Lineage: Eukaryota; Fungi; Ascomycota; Pichiomycetes; Serinales; Debaryomycetaceae
Exons: 1
Coding region: 1-2016 (671 amino acids)
Molecular function (GO): DNA binding
Source: RefSeq, a predicted model, not a curated record